Messenger RNA from Schistocerca gregaria, 7081 nucleotides. Its product is annotated as apoptosis-resistant E3 ubiquitin protein ligase 1. NCBI's taxonomy places the organism in Eukaryota, Metazoa, Arthropoda, Insecta, Orthoptera, Acrididae. The transcript is spliced from 17 exons. Bases 306 to 3218 code for a protein of 970 amino acids. Gene Ontology annotation, biological process: negative regulation of apoptotic process; positive regulation of protein catabolic process; proteasome-mediated ubiquitin-dependent protein catabolic process. The record is from RefSeq and is a predicted model, not a curated record. Gene Ontology annotation, molecular function: ubiquitin-protein transferase activity.
UUAUUUAUCUCUGUAGUUUAACACCGUUGAUAGUCCGUGACCUCUCUCUCGGGUAUCCCUGUGUAAAGUCUUUGCUUAUUUCACUCAGUAUGCAACUGUCAAAUAGAGAUGGCAGCACUUUCACAGUACACUGCAGCUGCUACGCUGAUGCAAAUCCCUGUCGUGAGGGGGAAUAAAACAGUAGAUUUGUUGCUGUGAUCGCGAGCAAACUGUCGGCCUGCGUUGCUAGUAAGGUGCGCGUUCAAAUGCCAGUGAAACGCCGGGUCGUGAUGACUAGCGUCUGUUACCGGUGCGGUGACUGAAGUAUGCAGCAAGGGCCCGGGCACGGGCCCUGGCCCAUGGUGGUGGUGGGUCUGCUGCUGUGCCUCGCUUGUUCCCUUUCACUCACGAAACUUUUAAUGUGUGUGUUCGCUCAGGAUGCCGCUAGUCACAGCAACGAAGCAGAACUGUGGUUGCACGAGAAUCAGUUGCAACAGCAUGCCGGUCUUUUCAGAGAGCGUGGCAUCUCGAGCCUGGUGGGCUGCGUCACCGAGCUGGGCGACCUGCCCGAGCUGCCGGCCCACGACGAGGAGCGGCUGCAGCGCGCCGCCCUGCUGCUGCAGCAGCGCCUCAUCCUGCGACAGUGGCUGCUGCGCCACCAGCUGCAGCACCACUACCAGAGGUUGCUGGGUGUGGACGUGGCAUCACUGGACGAUGUGUACUGGCUGGAGGACUCACGGGCACGCAGCCUGCUGGGCAAGGACUUUGUGGCGUGGGCGGCGGCGCGCCAGGCACUACCCACCUCCAAGGAAGACCUGGCCCGCCUCAAGGCGGACCUCUGGAGCGCUGUCGUCAAGUCCACGCAGCACGAGGAUGCCUGGACCUGGGGCGGAAUGUUGGUAGUUUCAGUCUCGGUGGCAGGGCUCGUAACAUUGGCAGCGAUGACGCAGCCUGCCCUGGCACCAGAGGCAAAACACACACUAUUGCAGUAUGUAACAGGGAAGUACUUGCUGCCUGGAAACUGCAAAGUGAACUUUGAAUGGGAGGAUCCUCAGAGAGUUGGGGAGACUAUGACAUUCACUGUAAAGUUCUACCAACGCAAUGGCCAGCCUUAUCCAAUAUGUGACACAGACAACCUCUUUGUGGAAGUUACCGAGGGUUCUCACCGAGUAGCAACUGUAUCACAACUGGGAGGAACAGACCCAAGUGCUGCUAACACAGCUGUUGUCAAAUUUACCGUGCGACAUGCCGGCCAGUACCGAAUAGCGGUGCUCAUUGGCAGCUGUCAUGUCCAGGGUAGUCCCUUCCUCAAGAAUUUCCUGCCAGGUCCGCCCGACCCGCACAAGACAGUGUUUGUGCGACAUUCUUCAACAGUUGUUUGUACAGCAGGCAUGCCUCACUCUCUUAUGAUAGAGCCACGUGAUGAGUUUGAUAACCUAUGUGUGUUCGAUGCCAGCAGUUUGGGUACAGAUGCACCAACAGAAGGUUAUGCAAUAGCAAUAACCCAGUUGAGCCUGGCUCUGCUGAGACAGGUUGGAUCGUCUGUGUCUGGUUCAUGCCCUUCACCUCCUUACACAGCAGAGUUUGACUAUGACUGGCUGAGCCAUCGUGUCACUCUGCAAGUUCGUUUUCCGUCUGAGGGUUGCUUUCAUGCAUCCGUUUCCUACCGUGGCACUGAACUACGUAAUGGGGACUUCGACAUUAUUGUUUUAAGUGUAAGUGAUGCCGCUCUUGUGAACAAGAAUGUUGCAUCAAAAAAUCACAACAUCUGUUACGAGGCUCGUCUUGUGAGUUUACAUGGAGAACGUCUAUCGAAGCCAAAGAAAGUUUUUUGCUACGUUUCUCCAAAGCAACUCACAGUUAAAGAACUGUUGCUUAAAUUCAUUCCAAAGAGAAUCAUCACAUUUCGUCUGUGUCCAUCCACUAAGUUCACCUUUCUAGGAAACAACAAUCAGUAUGGUCAACCUUCAUUCAUUGUGGAUGAUGGAUGUCAGCCAAAAGUUGAACUCGCAGCAAAGGACCGGAAUGUCAUUGCUGCAACAUUUACUCAUUUCCUGCUGAAGAAUAUUGGAGGAUCAGAGACUUUCAAAGAUAAACAGGACUUUUUCUACCAUGAAGUUCGGAAGUACCACCAGAAACAUUAUCAUGAAAAACUGCCCAUGAAAAUCUGCCGUGAAAAGCUUCUGGAGUCGUCAAUGAAAGCAACAAAAAACUUCUCUGUGAGUGACUGGUGUCGAAACUUUGAGAUAACCUUUCAAGGAGAACAAGGUCUGGACUGGGGUGGUGUACGACGAGAGUGGUUUGAACUUGUGUGUGCAGCAUUGUUUGAUGCACGCAAUGGUCUCUUCAUGAGCUUUUCAGAUGGUCAGCAAGCACUUGUACAUCCUAAUGUUCAAAGGCCUCCUCACCUGAAGUUGAAGCACUUUGAGUUUGCUGGUCGAAUAGUUGGCAAGUGCCUUUACGAAUCAUCACUUGGAGGUUCCUACAGACAGUUAGUACGGGCACGGUUUACGAGGUCAUUUUUGGCACAACUCAUUGGUCUUCGUGUGCACUACAAGUACUUUGAACAAGAUGAUCCGGACCUCUAUCUUAGUAAAGUGAAGUACAUUCUGGACAAUGAUGUUGAAGAAAUGGAACUUUAUUUUGUUGAAGAGGAGUAUGACCGCACAGGCCAGCUAACAAAGGUGGUGGAACUGAUUCCUGGAGGAAGCAAGAUACAUGUAAGGAAUGACACAAAACAUCAGUACUUGGACAGCCUAGCACAGUACCGUCUUGCAACCAGUGUCCGGGAUGAGGUUGAUCAUUUUCUGAAGGGCCUUAAUGAACUCAUACCUGACAACUUGCUCAGCAUAUUUGAUGAAAAUGAACUGGAGCUGCUACUAUGUGGAACUGGGGAAUACAGCAUUGCUGACUUUCGUGCAAAUCAUGUUGUAUCUGGUGGAUCUCCUGAGUUCCGAAGAGUGCUUGACUGGUUCUGGACAGCAGUCAGCAAUUUUACACAAGAAGAGCUAGCAAGGUUACUCCAAUUUGCAACAGGCUGUUCACAGUUACCACCUGGGGGCUUUGCUGAACUCAGUCCUCGAUUCCAGAUAACAGCUGCACCCACUUUUGGAAGCUUGCCAACAGCUCACACAUGUUUCAACCAGCUGUGCCUCCCCGAUUACGAAAGCUAUGAGCAAUUUGAAAAGGCUCUGUUACUAGCCAUCAGUGAGGGUACAGAGGGCUUUGGAAUGAUAUGAUGUCAUCAGAAUGUCAAAUGACAUUUACAAUAAGUAUAUAGUUUGAUGCACUGAAAAACUGCAUUUGACACAUCGAUCACCACCACUUCACAUUACAAAAUGGCUCCAGCGAAACACUAGGGUGUGUAUUAUGUGUGUUGAAUAAAUGUAAUAGGCUCCACAGGGAUAGUAAAGCUGCUCUGUGUCUUUAAUCUCUAUGAAGCCUUUCACAUCAUUUGCCUGCCCUGCUAUCUUGUAGCACAAGUGAGCUAUUGGUAUGCUCAGGAAAUGUUGGCUUUAGUAUGAGAAAUAACAGGAUACAUAAUGUGCGCUGCACAGUAAAUUAAGCAGAGCAUUGGCAGGGUUAUAUGAAGGCCUAAAUAUUUAUCUUGAGGCCUGUCAUACUCCAAUUUUGGAUGAUAUGUUUUGCUCAACUAGUGUGUAAAAAAAAAAAAAAAGAACAAAUACAACCUCUUACAGGAUACAUCUACUCCUGCACACUUUCAUGGCUCACAACAUGCCUUGGUUUGUGCAGUCAGUCAUAUUGCUUUGUCAGAUAAUUUCUGUAGAUCUUUAAUACUUGUGCAUUUGCAGUAGCAUUACUUACAAUUGUGUUUAUUUAAUUUGUCUGAUAAGUUCCUAUCUCAUUUGCUACUUUUUUGAUAUUGUAAUUUUCAUAAUCUCAUGUUUUUAGUACUGUGAUUGAAACUUUUAAUUUAAAUCUGCAACCUUGUUGUGAUAAAGAACAAGAGGUGGAAGUUGUAUGAAGAAAUCCAUCUCUAUUUUACUGACCUCAGAUACAGUGAUAAUUCAAUUUUGUAAGUACAAGAGUGACAUUUAGCUAGUUUUGUGUAAUAUUCUCAGAUACUGACCAUGUCUAUGAAACUUUGUACAAAUGAAUUAAUUUUAGACUAUUUGUAGGAGAUGACAAGCUAUUUAUAUGAGAUUAUAUUUAGAGUAAUGAAAGAUCAGGUCUGGUAUAUUUGUAAAACUAUCUGUACAUCAUCUUUAAGUAAUUGCUUUUAUACAAUUUCUUUUCUGCUGGUCGGAGAUUGAAAAUCUGUAAAGUAAUUACUUCAACUGUUGAUGUAAUAGUUACUGUUUCAUUAGGGUUGUGUAGAGUCCAAUCCUUCAGAGAGAGUUUCAUAAAACUUAUGCCAUACUCAGUCAUUAAACCCACUGUAAAGUCUUUACUACUCUAGUAGUACGAGAUACACUUUAAACAUUCCAGAUGAUACAAUUUCUGCUUUUCCCAAAGGCUUUAUAGAAAUAGAUAGAAAUGCCAUUCCUUAGGUUUGUAAUGGGACCAUACUAUGUUAAAUACAAAUCUUAAUUCUCAAAACAGAACAGAAAUCUCUUCACAGUUUCAGUAUUAUACCUUUUGUCCUUUGUUGAGUUUCAUUAUUACUUACAAAAGAAAAACUGAUGUCCUAAAAUAGUGACAAAUUUGGCUAAAAUAAAUUGUGGAUAGGAGCCAUAAUUUUGUGGGAGUUCUAAACCGAGACUUAAUUUGUACUUCCACUUGAAUGAAUUUGUUCCUGUUUUCGAGAUACUUAUUACCUCACAAAGCAUAGUGAGACCCUAAUUUUAAUUUCAUUCUAUAUAGGUUAGGAUUAUGUCCACACUGCAUAAAGAUAGAUAAAAUGGUUACCAAGGGAACUCCAAUAAGCAAUGAAAGCUAAUUAAUGACUGAGAGAACAACCAACCACUCACCCUUAAGAGGAAGUGCUGAGUUGCAGACAGGCCUAAAAACAUUAUAAUUUAAAACUUUUUGAGGCCUUCAAACUCUAGUUUUUGUCCAAAGUUGGGAAUUUCAACAUUUGAGGCUAUUGUACUAUGUGUAUGUCACAGUGUAAAUUUUAUAUUAAAAAAGAAUGCCAUUCAAGACACAUCGUGAAACAUCAACAGUUAUAUUUUCUCUUGUGGAAGGCAACCAUUUUUCUUCUUGCAUUGAAGAGGAAGAAGGUAGGAAGUGUAAUAUACAGAUGGAGUUUCACUGGAUCCCAUGUUUGCAGAGCCGGCACAAAAACCAAAAAUUUUAUCUAUCUUUCUGUGAAUUGACUUUCCUCUUUUUCACACUUCUGUUUUUAAAGAUAGAACUUGCAAAUUUGAUAUGUGGAACCUUUGUUUUACCACUUUAAGCUUCCAAUGACACUGUCUGGCCACUGCAUUGAAAUAUCCCAAGAGCAUCACUCUCAUUACUCAGGACACGUUUUUGGACGGGAUGUAUUUUAUUGCUUUAAAAUAAAAUAAAAAAAGCUUUUAAGCUAUUAGUAACAACCCUUUAUUUCAAAUAAAAUUAGUAAAAAAUAGAUUCUGAAAUAUUUUUAUAGCUAUAACUUUUCAUUGUCCCCUGAUGUGGGUAUUUGUAGUUGAACCAGUUUCUGAGUUCAGUUGCUACAUUUACAUCUAACUUGCUGAUUGUAAAAUUGUGAGUGUGUUAUAUCUGUUCUUUCAUGACUUUGUGCAUAUCAUUUUAUAAUAUACAACUGAAAAUUUUUGUGCCAUAUUUAUAUAUUGCACUUUCGUGUGCUCCGAGCCAUUUAUGCUAACUGAAAAUUACAGUGUUACUGUCAGCAGCAAUAAUGUAUUAGUUUACUGGUAACGAAGAGAGAUGUGUUGCUUUUGGAAUGUUGUGUUGGAUUUUUUUACUUUAGUAAAAAAUUAAUAUCAUUAGCUCUAUUAAUAUUUUCAUAUUUCAUUACUUAGAAGCUGUGACACUGUUUUGUAUGCUAAGUAGGAAGAGUCUUUAUUUUCCAUUUCUGCAACUAUUCAACUUUACUUAGCUCUUUGAAGCAAUAAUAUGAAGGUGGACUGUCUUGAGACCUGUCAGAUAGUAUCUGAAACCUUUAUUCCAGAUUCCCAUUUAUACUUCAUAAUUGACAGGUCAUGGGUUACCAUUAGGCUGAAACAUACAAAAAUGGUUUGGAAUAUGCAGUACCAUUCAACAGAUCAUUUGGUGCUAACAUCAGUGGGAAUUAAUCCUCUGGUGCUGAAAUAUGUGAGAGAACUGGAUCGCCAUCACAGAAAUGCAAUGAAUGUAACUGUCACGCUAAAAUACUGCAUGCCUUGUAACGUUUAGGACAUUCUAUCAAGGAUGCGUUAAUGUAUGUCUCUAUAAAGAUUACAUCAUAUCUUUAAUUGAUAUUUUCUAUUUCCACUUGAGGAUUAAUGUAAGUCUGCUACAGCAACAUCAUAAUUGAGAGGAUACACAGAAAUUAAGUAAAUGUGUGUGAGAUGUUGUUAUUUAUGUUGGGAAUAGUAUUACAUACAUAGGUAAAAUAUUUGGCAUUUAUGAAUUCACAUACACUGUAAACAAACUGUUACAUAUUAGGAACAAUGUAAUAUGUGAUGAUUCCCCAAUAUUUUCUGGUUUAUUUAAAUAAGACUAAAUUUUAUUUCCAAAUAAAUGGAUUUACCUCAUCACUAAAUGUUACUCAAAGUGAUUGCAUGAUAUGUAGCAAAAUAAUUUUGCAGGGAGACAUAACUAUUUAUCCAUUUGUUAAUUUCUUGUUUUAUGAUGUUCCAUGCAUUCACACUAAGUUGUCAUGAAUGCCCGGAAUAAAUAUCAACUUUAAAUUUGUGCUAGUUUAGUGAUUUUUAAUGUUUUUGUUAAUUGUGAACAUUCAGUCACGUCAUUUGAAUAUUAUAGCAGUGGUUCCCAAUGUGUUCUCUGUGAGAUGUGUGACAUUUAAGCUUUGUCUGAGUUGAUUAUGAAGAAUUAAGAUUCACUCCAUGCAUCACAAGAACCAAUUAGCGGAAAAACUAAAACACUGCAAUAUGUGUCCCUCAAAAAACUGAGGAAAUAGCAACCUUUAAGUGUAUCUUCCUUUUUGAUUUUGUAGUCUUGACUAUUAAGGCUAUAAUAAAAUACAGUUCUAGAA